Molecule: messenger RNA, 5618 nt
Organism: Nilaparvata lugens (brown planthopper)
Lineage: Eukaryota; Metazoa; Arthropoda; Insecta; Hemiptera; Delphacidae
Product: ubiquitin-conjugating enzyme E2 H-like
Exons: 3
Coding region: 943-1503 (186 amino acids)
Biological process (GO): protein polyubiquitination; ubiquitin-dependent protein catabolic process
Cellular component (GO): nucleus
Molecular function (GO): ubiquitin conjugating enzyme activity
Source: RefSeq, a predicted model, not a curated record
AAUCAUAUGUCAUCGACGUUCUCGUGCAAACAUAUGAUAACCAUCACCAUCACUCGAUCGUGUUCGUUGUGGUGGUGUACUAUUUUGUUGUGCUCUGCAAUUUAACUUAUAAUUAGUUUGUGUUUGUAGGAUUUUACCAAAUUCGACGUUUUUAGUGAACCAAAUCACCCAUUAAUGAAUAACUGUCUCAAAACAUUCAGGUACAUUCAUAAUAAUCAAUUCUAUUGUGUUUCAAAAUCGACCUGUCUGGACAAAGAAAGUUUCAGAGUAUCAAGCUGCAAAUAAACUUACAACUUUCUUUUUUAUUUGGAAAAAAAUCAUUUUUUAAUUCUUAGUCACUAUAAUUUAAUGUUUUAUCAGCAAAUUUCAAACAUGAUCUAUCUCUAUACUAUUCUGUAACUUUAAUCAGUUCUCUUAUCUUUGAUUGAGCACGUAAUUUCUUGUGCAUUAUGAAAUAGAUGACUACUCUUUACAUGGAAUGCGUUAAUUUAUUUUGAAAUAUGGUUACUGUGCUGAUAAAGUAAUUAAUCCUGCUUAAACAGUGUAAUCGAAUAGGUAGUGAACUAUUUCCAACUUGGCUUAUUAUAUUUUUUAUGCUAGACAACUGUAUCGUAAAUAUUUUUUUGCAGUUAGGCUAUUAUUUUUCCAAGUUAGAGAUUCAAAUAAUACUAGAAGGAAAAUCAAUUUAUCAGCUCUCAAAGUUAGUAGACAAACUUCAUACUAACGUUGAUCAGCUCUGACUGUCUAUGAUGUCGUUUUAAAAACUAGGUGAUCAAAUAAUUUAGAUUUUCUUUUACGUUGUGGCAAUUCAAGGUGCUCUUUCGACCACAAUAACUACAAGUUGAUGACAAAUAUGUGGUUGAGUUAGUACGGUAACUGGUGGUUGAGGAGCAAGUUGAUAGCUACACUCUUGGCUUCCGACUCAGAUUCGUAAAAUCGAAAAUGUCGUCACCCAGCAUCGGCAAAAGGCGUAUGGACACAGACGUGAUAAAGCUGAUAGAAAGCAAACACGAAGUAACAAUUAUCAGUGGUAUCAACGAGUUCUACGUGAAGUUCUACGGACCCCGCAACACGCCCUACGAGAAUGGCGUGUGGAAAGUGCACGUGGUGUUGCCAGAGCACUACCCGUUCAAGUCGCCGUCGAUAGGGUUCAUGAACAAGGUGUACCACCCGAACAUUGACGAGGUGUCGGGAACGGUCUGUCUAGAUGUGAUCAAUCAAGCGUGGACAGCUCUCUACGAUCUGUCGAACAUUUUCGACUCGUUUCUGCCGCAGCUGUUGACUUACCCAAACCCCGUGGACCCUCUGAAUGGCGACGCGGCCGCCAUGUAUCUGCACAGACCUGACGAGUACAAACGCAAGGUGGCCGAGUAUGUCAACCGAUAUGCCACCGAGGAGGUGUUCCGCAAGCAGGCUGCCAACGCAAACGCCGCAAACUCUGACGACAGCGAGUCCUCCAUGUCCGAUUUCAGUGAAAACGAGGCUGAGGCCAUGGAGUUAUAACAAAUCCACACAUUGUCAUUAACCACGCAUCACUCUAUAUAGACGAGAGUACUUGUCACAUCAUUGUACAUCUAAUCACUUCUUUAAGGGCAAUUCAUCAGUAUUUUCACAAUAUAUAGAAGAAGACGGUAGAUGACAUGCUAAGAUUAAAACUUAAAAUCAGGCAUAUAUGACGUCAAUCCAAAACUAAUUACUUGUUUAUCACGAACUUCUCGUUAUUCUCUCAGUAUGUUCUCGUAUCAGAAGACUAGGCUUCACUCCAAACAUAGGCUGAAUUAAUAUUUUGACGUCACUUUACAUCUCAUCACCUCGGACCUGUAUUUAGAUUAACUUGAAAUUGUGAGAAUUUGUUGAAUGGGAAGCAUUGAUGCAGUUUAGUGGCAAUCUUAUGGUUAUACACUUUUCAUUAUUUCCACUUUUCACUGAAAUAGUUUUUCUGACAGAAGUUGGCUAUCUAGGUCGGCAUAGGUGAUGUAGGUGUCGUCAUUUGAAUGGCUGAUGUGGUUGAAUUUCAUGACGCUAUUUCAAAAUCAAUGACCUUUUUUACCGACAUUUUACAAUAGAGUUGCCAACAGAAGUUCAAUAUCUCGCCUGGAGAAAAUUAUGUAAUUUAACUACAAGACUUCAUUCCGGGCCACACAGCUUGUACCCUGAAUUUAUAUGACAACUGAAGACUUUAGACUGUUCAGUAACUUGAAUUCUUCUUCAAUUUUGUUUGAGAGUUUGUUUUUUGAUGCAAACAUAUUUUUCAAUAUACGGGUUUUAAGAGAAGGUGCGAUACUUGUGAGGGAGAAUCCAGGUUAAAAUCUGUAUGGUCCGUAGUUCAAUGUUCAAAUUUAUGUCAUCUUCCGUCUUCUUCUAUAUACAGUGAUCAUUUGAUGCAGCUAUUAUGAAAUCCACUUGCUGCCAGUUAAAAGUGAAUCUCACUAUAGAAGUCAAUCCAAGUUUUUUAAUCUGAGAUUUUCAAUUUUGCUGGUUCUGUGCUGCAUUUCCAAAACUGAUAUCUUGUUAUAACCAUCUUAUUUCACCCACUAUACUUGAAUAAUUCUACAUUUUAUUUUCAAUUUUAUAAUAAUUAUUACAAAUUAUCCAAUUACAAGAGUAGUUUUCUAAGAAUUUGUUCUGUAUUCGCUCUGGGUAGAAAUCGAUUACUUCUUAUUCUUUAUUCUAUUCCAUGGUGUUGAUUCUGAACUGUAUUUUUAAUUCGAAAAUGAAAAUGAUAUAAUUUAUAUUUAGUCUUGUCAAACAUAGAUUUCAAAAUUUAACAACAUUUUAAUUGAUACUUAUUUAAGCAAUUGAUAGUGUUUCUUAAUAAUGAGCACUAAUUGACCCUUCGCAAAUUAUACAUCACAUCUUAUUUUAAAGAUUUUUUAGUCUUCAGCAAAGCUGAAAUCUCUAUUUAUUUAUUAUCAGACAAAAUGUCCAUCAUUAAAUGUAUGGCUUUGCUCCAAAAAUAUGCUUUCGAUUGUUUUUAGUUUGUUAUUGAAUAUUUGACAUAAUUCUUAUGAUAAACUAAUAACCAAUAUGUAACCGCUCUGAAAUAAGAUAACUCUGUGUGUGUGAUUAUGUAGGAAGUCUUUGUGAUUUUAUAUUAAAAUGAAAUAUCUGUGAUGAAAUUCCUGCUAAUCUUUUCCAAAAUGUACUGCUUGAAUUAGAAAUUAUUGUAUAGAUACUUUCAACUAGGAUAUGAAACUCAACUAGUUAGUAUUAUCAGCAACAAUAACCACAAAUAAGAUCAUAGUUUAUAGAUAUUAAAAUGUAUUUCAAUCUACAGCAAAUGUGUUUAUAGGUUGAAACAAAGAUUGAAAUUAUUAAACUUAUUUUUAAUUUCAAUUGUUACAUGGCAGAAUAUUCUAAAAUCGUAUUCUAAUUACAAAUUUAUCUUCAUUUGAUAAGCAUUUGCGCAAAGCAAUAAAUUUCCUCUCAGCUCUUAUUUUAUUUUUUGUAUCAAAUUCUCCAAAAUGAAUCAGUUAAAUGUUGAAAUGUGCGUACAUUUUUACCUGGUCACUGCCUGUUGUUCUUCUCACUAUAAAUGCUAUAUUUUCAGAAUUAUACAACUAUUCUUAAAUUAUAAAAUGUAUUGUAGUAAACAUUAGAUUAUUAAUAAGCAAACAAGGUGAUACCAUCUAACAAAUAAUGAAUCAAAUUGUAAAAUGUUCACUGCCUUGAAUCACUUCAUUAGUAUGAAAUUGAUUUUGAGAAUAAUUCAGAAAUUUCCGUUCUGAGAAAAAAUUUAAUAAAACUAGGAGUUUAUGUGAACAUUUUAAAUUUAUUGUGCAGAUGUAAAACAAACUUCAAAUAGUUGAUUUCUCAAAUUUGUAGAUCAAUAUCUUGUUAUUAUUGGAAACUCUUAUCUGUAUCUUGCACUUCAGUACCAUUACUAAAUUAGAAAUAUAGACUUAAGAUUAAAGAUUCAAGAUUUAUUAAAAUCGAAGAAUGAGGAAGCUCAUGAAAUUGUGAGAUAAGAAGCAAGUAUUAUAAUAUAAUGUCAACAGAAAUUAAGAAUGAGCAUCAAUUCAAUUUGUGAUUGCUAGGGUCGACAAUUAUCGAUAACCCUCACCAUGAAAAUAUGUGUCAAAUUAGAUUUAUUUUAAUAUUUACUACCUACCUAAUGUUUGUAGUUACAAGACACUCCACUGACGAACAAUGUUGCUAAAUUUUAAUACUGGGUGGCCAGCAAUAUUUUUAGAAUACCCGAUCAAAUUAAUUCAAGUCAAGUUAUCAAGUUUUCUUGUUAAAUAAUUAUAUUUUCACAAUUUUUUAUGAGUUGCCAAUACUAAAUUAUAAUCAUCCCAUGAUCUUAUGAAUCAUCAGAAUUAGUACUAGUAAAAUGAUGAGUAUAGUAUUUGUAAAAUGAUGAUUUUUUGAGAGAUUAUUUGGUCAGUUUUGUAAGUGAAAUCAAUAAAGUCCAGAGAUGUGGAUUUGUGUGGAAAUUUAAUUUGAUCAUAUCAGUUAAUAAUUAUUUGAACACAUCAGGUUAGAAACAUUGAGACAUUCAUGCAAAAAGAAAGUUUUUAAAUUCACAUUGAAACUAAUCAAUUCAUUCAGACAUUCAUGAAGAAUAUUAUUUCUCCACUCAAGGCCCUAUAAAGUAAGAAAGUAUUCAUAAAUUUUAGGACUGAUGAUUAAUGCGAAUACAAUUUGUUUUCAAUAUAUUAAAAAAAUCCAUCUGAAUAUUUAAUAGUAUAGCCUAAUUCUUGAAAAUGUUUGUAUUAAAAUUUGGUAAUGAUUAUUACUACAAGUCUUCAACAGACAAAUUUUGUGAAAUUCAAAAUUCGUAUUACUAUUUAAGUUACACAUUAACAUUUCUAAGCUUUUGACUAUGAGUGCAAAGAAAUAUUGGAAAAUAGAAUAAUUAUGCUUCCAAAUUGAAGAAAAUUGUAUUGAAUGCGCAUUGAACACUGAUAGAAUAAUACAUAUAGUAACAUAAACAUUAAAUGCUUAACACAAAAAAUAUAGAAUGAUGAAAUUGAAAAAUGCUAUUCUUUUAAUGUUUAGUUUUCGUAGAUUUUGAUCUAUUAUUCACAUGUUCUUCAAUUACAUACAAAGUAAUGAUUUUUAAACACCUGAAACUGGAAUAAAAAUGCACUUCAAGAGCAUGUCAACUCUAUUAUAAUGAAAGUGUAUUAUUCCAUCUCCCAGUUGUUUUGAAUAAGAAAUAAUCUUCAAAUGAAAAAAAACAACCUGUCUGUGUUGAAAUAUUCGAAAAAUUGCAGUUUUAAGGAAUUUUAUUUUAAAAUGAUGACAAAAUGUCUCUGUAAUUACUUUUAUAGAGACAUUAUAUAUCUACAUCACUGCCUAUAGGCUACGAACAAUUUUUCUGCUUAAAUUUCUAAUGAAAAACAAAUUUGUUUAUUCAUACUGUAUUUAAAUUUGUCACUCUAGGUACUUAAUGAUUAUUUGAUGGCUUGUUCAAAUUAUUUAGUGGUGUUUGAUCAAUUAUUUCUGAUGUGGAUUAGGAUAAGACUUUGAGAUUACAAAACACAACCCAUAAUAUAAUACUAGUCUACGAACUAUGGAUUCAGAAUGUGAGUAGACUGAGUACACUCACAAAAAUUAUACCUAUCGUAAUGACUGGUAGCCUAGAGAACAACACCCUUAGUUCCAAACCAUUC